AUAUAGCUCAUUGAUCAGAAUAGAGAAUAUAUAUAAAGCUUUCAUUAACGACGUCUGAGGGAGAACAAAUUAAAGAAGAAGGAUGUCGGGGGCGCAGGGAGCGCAGCCCAAGGAAUCGAGGACCGCGACCACCUACGCGUCAGCGGUGGAUGAACAUAACCGCCCGAGGACGGAGCUACGGUCCCGGGAGGAUGAGCGAGGUGUUCAGGUGAAUAAUCUCCAGGACAGAGCCAAGGACGCUGCUGGAUCCGGUGGCCCCGUCUUCGGUCCUGGCAAGGAUGAGGACAAGAAGCAAGACCUCGGGGUCACCGGAACCGGUUGAUAUAUAUAGAUGGGUAUAUUUCCAUAUUCCGGUAGUAUAUAAUAUAUAUAAGUCAUCAGUGUCAACCUGUUGAUCUAUGCAUAGUGCAGGAUAAUGCAAGUUGAACAAUAAGGGCGUUGUAAUUCUCAUAUUUUGUCACUUUCUUUUCUGUUCGAUGGCAUUCGACAACGUAUGUAUAUGUAUGUUCAGCUAUAUCUUUUUGUUUUUUAAUAUGAAAUGAUAUAUAUUUGCGAUGUAUAAUA
Messenger RNA from Punica granatum (pomegranate), 564 nucleotides. NCBI's taxonomy places the organism in Eukaryota, Viridiplantae, Streptophyta, Magnoliopsida, Myrtales, Lythraceae. The record is from RefSeq and is a predicted model, not a curated record.